Molecule: messenger RNA, 1704 nt
Organism: Geodia barretti
Lineage: Eukaryota; Metazoa; Porifera; Demospongiae; Tetractinellida; Geodiidae
Source: the annotation of a GenBank genome assembly
CUGGUCAAUGAGACGCUACGGCGGGUGUUGCUGACCCUCUGGAACGUGUAUUCGUUCUUCACCAAUUACGCCAACAUCGAUCAGUUUGAACCCGACCAGAUUACAGCCAACUGGCAGCCGGAAGUUGAACUUGAUCGCUGGAUACUGUCGGAGUUGAAUCUGCUGGUGCAGCAGGUUGACGAUCACCUGGACAAAUACAAUCCCACCGAUGCCGGUCGCCGGAUCCAGGAAUUUAUCGACGUGCUGUCCAACUGGUACGUCCGUCGAUCUCGGCGCCGGUUCUGGAAGAGCGAAAGCGACACCGACAAGCUCGGCGCCUACUCAACGCUGUACAACUGCCUAACCACCGUGGCCAAGCUGAUGGCGCCCCUGGCUCCCUUCGUGGCGGAGCAGAUGUACCGCAACCUGGAACUGCGCUACGACCCCGAGGCUCCGGAUAGUGUGCACCUGGCCUCCUACCCGAUCGCCAACGAAUCGCUAAUCGAUCGUCCCCUCAUGGAUGCCACCAGACUGGCGCAGCGCGUCGCCAGCAUGGGCCGCGCAGCUCGCAGCAAGGCCGGUAUCAAAGUGCGGCAGCCGCUGGCAUCAGUGGUGGUGCACACCCGCACGCCAGAAGAGAACGAAUACCUGGACUGGGUGCGGUCCCAGAUUCUUGAGGAGCUGAACAUCAAGGAGUUGCAGCCGGCCGCCUUGCAACCAGACUCUACGCCAGCGCGCAAGGGGCCGCCGGCGACGAGCCGAGGCCAUCGUGUUAUUAGACGGAUAUUCGGCAGUCUGGAGGCCGGGUACAUGGUCGCCAUCGACACCCGUUUGACACCCGAAUUGGCCGACGAAGGACUGGCACGCGAACUGGCGCAUCGCAUCCAGAACCUGCGCAAGGGCGCCCGCUACGAAAUCACCGACCGUAUCAUCACCUUCUACGAAGGUCCUGACGAUGUGAUGCGGGUAAUGACCGGGCACCAGGAUUACAUCAUGCAGGAAACCCUCAGCGAAGCGCUGUUGGCCCAGGCUCCCGACGAUGACGCCAGUUCAGAAACCCAGCGAAUUGAGGGCAUGGAAGUUACGCUGGGGUACGCCGAGUCGUUCCUGAAGCGCCGGCCAUCAAAUGCCAGCGCCGAGUCAACGGAACUGAUGCCGCCUGAGAUCCACGAUGCCCGAGCUGCCCGAGGUCGAAAACACGCGCCAGUAUCUGUUGCGGGCGGGCCCUCGGUCGGCGAGUUUAUCGAGGGAGUGGUUGGCCGGCGGGUAGAGGAUGUGCGUCGGCGGGGCAAGUACCUCAUCGCGCCACUGGACGACGGCAACCAUCUCGUGCUGCACCUGGGCAUGACGGGGAGCCUCCGCAUCAGAAACGCAGAUGUGCCGGUAGGUCCGAUGGUGCGGCACACCUUCCCGCUGGACGAUGGCCGGCAACUAAGAUUCGGCGACCCGCGGAAAUUCGGACAUCUGUGGCUGUUGAGCGACCCGGCAGAUGCCAUGUCCAAAAUGGGGCCGGAACCUUUGGAACCAUGCUUCACCCGUGAGGCCCUGACGGCGACGCUGGGAAACCGCAAAGCGCCCAUCAAAGCGUUGCUGCUGGAGCAAUCUGUCGUGGCGGGUCUGGGCAACCUGUACGCCGAUGAAGCGUUGUUUCUGUCGAUCAUCCCGAACGGAUGGCGGGCAGUCUGGACCUGGCCGAGUCAACCCGUUUGCACGAAUCCAUCGUAA